Lodderomyces elongisporus is the source of this 525-nucleotide messenger RNA. RefSeq lists its product as uncharacterized. The transcript has a single exon. Gene Ontology annotation, cellular component: mitochondrion. Gene Ontology annotation, molecular function: oxidoreductase activity. Bases 1 to 525 code for a protein of 174 amino acids. The record is from RefSeq and is a predicted model, not a curated record. NCBI's taxonomy places the organism in Eukaryota, Fungi, Ascomycota, Pichiomycetes, Serinales, Debaryomycetaceae.
AUGUCUUUAUUUAAAACUUUGCAAUCAUCGCCAGCUACAAUCACGAUCUUCCACAAUACAAAGAUUCCUUUGUCGAACAAAUUGUACGAUGUCUUGAACAAGACAUAUGAUACAUUGCCAGAGAAGCCAAAGUAUGAUUUCCAGCUCGAUGUUGAGAAGAACAAGAUGCCUGUUUUCAGUCAAUACCAGGACUUUGUAUCGAAGUUUCUCAAGUCAACCCAAGAUAGGGAAGUUUUACAUAGCCGUUUCCCGUUUGUGAAAAAAGAUGAAGUAACUUUGCUCAACAGUAAGGGAAACCAGGUAACCAUCAAGGGCGCUGAUUGGGCCAAUAAGAUCUUUUCCGAGUCCGAAUAUCAAUUGAUAUAUGAAACAUUCAACCAAUUGGAGGAGAAUGCUAAUUCCUCGAUCUCUACCCAGCCACAAGAACUAUUUGAAGCGCCAUUAGUUGUUGAUUGGGACCAAAACAAAUUGGCUGGUGAUGAAGAAUCAUUGAGAAAACUUUUGGCCAAAUACGUUGAUCAAUAA